Capra hircus (goat) is the source of this 2739-nucleotide messenger RNA. It is a transcript of the gene VPS26A, whose product is annotated as VPS26, retromer complex component A. Lineage: Eukaryota; Metazoa; Chordata; Mammalia; Artiodactyla; Bovidae. The record is from RefSeq and is a predicted model, not a curated record. Gene Ontology annotation, cellular component: endosome; retromer complex. Gene Ontology annotation, biological process: intracellular protein transport; retrograde transport, endosome to Golgi.
GGCGUUCUCCUGGCUAUGUCGGAGCCUCUGCCAGCGUUCUUCGAUCGGCUAUGGGGGCCGUGGCUGGUUACUCGGAUCCCGCCUCUGCGGACCGCCACCGCCUCCCCUUCCAAGAGUUUUCUUGGAGGAUUUUUCGGUCCCAUUUGUGAGAUCGACGUUGUCCUUAAUGAUGGGGAAACCAGGAAAAUGGCGGAAAUGAAAACUGAAGAUGGCAAAGUAGAAAAGCACUAUCUUUUCUAUGAUGGAGAAUCUGUUUCAGGAAAGGUGAAUGUAGCCUUUAAGCAACCUGGAAAGAGGCUAGAGCACCAAGGAAUUAGAAUUGAAUUUGUAGGUCAAAUUGAGCUUUUCAAUGACAAGAGUAAUACUCACGAAUUUGUAAACCUAGUGAAAGAGCUAGCCUUACCUGGAGAACUGACUCAGAGCAGAAGUUAUGAUUUUGAAUUUAUGCAAGUUGAAAAGCCAUAUGAAUCUUACAUCGGUGCCAAUGUCCGCUUAAGGUAUUUUCUUAAGGUGACAAUAGUAAGAAGACUGACAGACUUGGUAAAGGAAUAUGAUCUUAUUGUUCACCAGCUUGCUACCUAUCCUGAUGUCAACAACUCUAUUAAGAUGGAAGUGGGCAUUGAAGAUUGUCUACACAUUGAAUUUGAGUAUAAUAAAUCAAAGUAUCAUUUAAAGGAUGUGAUUGUUGGAAAAAUUUACUUCUUAUUAGUAAGAAUAAAAAUCCAACAUAUGGAGUUACAACUGAUUAAAAAAGAGAUCACAGGAAUUGGACCCAGUACCACAACAGAAACAGAAACAAUUGCCAAAUAUGAAAUAAUGGAUGGUGCACCAGUUAAAGGUGAAUCAAUUCCAAUAAGACUAUUUUUAGCAGGAUAUGACCCAACUCCAACAAUGAGAGAUGUGAACAAAAAAUUUUCAGUAAGGUACUUUUUGAAUCUAGUCCUUGUUGAUGAAGAAGACAGAAGGUACUUCAAGCAGCAGGAGAUCAUUUUGUGGAGAAAAGCUCCUGAAAAACUGAGGAAACAGAGAACAAACUUUCACCAGCGAUUUGAAUCACCAGAAUCACAGGCAUCUGCUGAGCAGCCUGAAAUGUGAACUGAAUGGGAGAAAAAAAAGAAGAAAAAACCUCCUAUAUCCGUUGAGAUUUAGGUUUGGCAGGUUAAAGAUGGUUGCAGCGUGUAGGGCAGGGAAAAGGCCAAAACUCCAUUUAUGAUAGUCUUCCUUUAUCUUACAGUGCUGAAUUUAUUUUACGACAUAACUGUUCUUCAUGUAUAUACAUUUAAAAAAGUGCUUUCUUUGAAACACUGGAACUUUCUUAAACUGCCGUUUUUUUUUUUUAUUUGUUUUUUUAACUGCACACUUUGAUUUGAUCAUAAGCACUCAGAUAUACAUCAGCAUAAACAUUAUAUUUUCAUGUGAGUAGGUUGAUAUUUGUACUUGUGCUUUUUUUCUGCAUAAUGUUGAUUAUAAAUUCUUUUCUUCUUUCUUAUGCUAAUGAUUACCUCUUACUCUCUCUACAUGCAAAAAAAUUUGUGUUCAAAUAAAAUUAGAAAACCUGAGUGGCCCUUACAGCCUGCAAAGAUUUAAAACACGGCAUCUCAAUAUUUUUGAAAACUACGUUUAUGUUUUUCUAUAUGUGUUUGAGAAAUGCAUAUGAGUGUUUCACUGUAGGUGCCUCUGAGUCUACCAUUCCAUGGCUUCCUGAAUUUCGUUCUCUUUGAAAUCUUCUGUGGCAUAUUAAAUUUUCCCCCAAGGGAUAAUGUAGCAUGUCAUUGCAGCAUUUUGGGGGCGGGGACCAUAUUAAGGAACCAUUUUGCUACUGCUAUCCAGCAGGUACCACUGUUAUGUUUUCUGCAGUGUGGAGUGGAUUUUAUGUUGGCAGUUAGGGAUUUGUUAAAACUAUAUGAUUGUUCCAUAAUACUUUGAAAAAAGUUUUUUUUUUGAUUUAAGGAAUCUUUUUAGCACAUGUACGCAAAUAUAAACUUUGUUGCAAAUAUUCUCUUUUCCAGAGAAAAUUGGAGGAUGAGGGCACUCAGAACUGGUGAAGCAUGUAGUUACCCAGAUCUGGACAAUUUCACAUUUGUUAAAUCAGAACCUUGACUAGUUCAAACUCAGAUUUAAACUUCUUUGUCCAUUAUGUUUAAAUUUUUUUAACAUUAAACUCAAGCAUUGUUGAAAGCCUCUAAAAAAGAAGGUUGCAGUCAUCUGUUUUUAUGCUAUGCAUGGGGUCUGAUCUCAGAUACACUAAAUACGGGGCAUAGGAACUAAAACCUGAUGUAUGAAACUACUUUCACUUAUGGUUCAUUGGUUUUUGUACCAAUAUUUUUUUAUACACUUCAGUGCAAGUCUUGUCAGUUAACCUUACUUUAUGAGUAAACUAAGUAACCCAAAUUACAUUUCUUUAAGCCUAUUUUACUACUGUGGCUCUUUGAAAAAUGGUUAGUAACCAACUUCUUAACUGGCAAAAAGUUCCAGUGCUGCAGCACUGGUUAUAAAUGUGGAUAUCUGUGAAUGAUAAUGUUUUCCUUCAUGUAAGUGCCUGUUCAGAGUUUCAGAAUUUUAAAAUGCCAAAUAUUUUCAUGGUCACUUGCAUGUAGUAAUCUGGAAAAUAUUCAAAGAAAAAUUGAAAACCAGUUGUAUUUAACCAGUCUCAAAUUGUGCAACCAUGAUGUAUAAUAAAGAAUUUGAAACAGAUAUUAAGCUUGCUAUUUGAAUGAUUAAAAUAUUUAUAUUCUGAAA